AAAGCUUUGGCAUUAUUAGUGGGUGUACAUGCAUGUGAGGUAUCAUUCAUGUAAUAACUACUAACCUUUAUGUUAAUUUGACCAAUCUUAUUACAACCUCAUCUUAGAGGCCAAAUCAUUCGAACCUCCACUAACAACAAUCGUUCACAACAUCGAAAGACUCAUGUUAGUUUGAAGAAAUUCCUUGUUUUAACACCCAAGGCACUCGAAACUUUGAUUAAAGCUUUGACACUAUUCAUGCUUUCUUCGCUCAUUGACUUCAAAUCGAGAAACGGUUGAAUCCAGUGCGUUUAGAGAUAUUUCAAGGGACCAGUGAAAAACAACAAAUAAAUCGAGUACUUACCGAAUCACCCAUAAUAAUUUCCUUGUUGGUUAAUGAUGGUGGCACAAUAUUUUUAUCCUCCUUCCUAAUAAACACAAUACACAACGAGUGUAACAUAAUUACUAUAAUUUAUGUGAAUUUUCAUUAAAAAAUGUCCAUAACAUCACAAAAUUUGUUCGAGCAUGUUCAAAACAGGACUAGACCAAUGGAUGGACAUGUCGAGAACAUGACAGAACCUUAGGCCGAGCAUGUUGAAAACGUGUCCGGACCGCAAGGCGAACAUGCUUCGCCAUGGUUCCAAACAUGCUGCGCGGAUGCCUGACGGGUGGGAGGGGUGGGUUGGCAGCACGUCCGCUCCAUGGCCGAGACAGAUUUUCAACAUGUUUGGACAGCGGUCGGGGCAAGUUUUCAACAUGCUCGACCCAUUUUUCUGGAAAAAAAUGAAAACGAAAUCAAACCUUUAGUCCAAGCGCCUGCAUGCUAUGGCGACCGGAAAAUAAUGAUGCCUCUACCUCCGACAAACUCGCCGGAAUCCAACAAAAAUUUACCAAUGUAGAAGAUUGUGAAUGAUUUUUGUGGUGUUAGUGUUUUGUUCUAGUUUUUGGGCUGAUAUUUGUGUUCUUUUUUUGUUUCAGAAAGAGUUCAAAUGGAUUGGGUUCUUAACUCUAGGAUGGUUGAACCAUAAAAUUAAAUGAAGGACAUUUAUGUAAUUACCUAUGUUUUAGGGCGAUAGAAUUUAAAUAUUUAGGGCGACGAAUAGGAACACUCAAAAAGAAAGAUAGGAAGAAAAUGAGAGAAAAGGGCGCCCAGCCACCUAGACCACGGCCCCAAACCACUACGGUCCGUCGUCGUUCGUCAGUCUCAGUCUUCUUUUCUUCUUUUUGGAGGCUUUCUCUUCCUUCCAUGGAACCAGCCGUUGCCACAGAGACGGAGCGAAUCCAGCCACAAUCUCACUCCUUCACUCCCUCUUCCUCCGCCUCCGCCACCGCCGCCGUCGCCAGCAAAAACAUGAUUACUGCUCCGUCGGCACCGGCUCUUCUUCUUCUUCCCCUUCCCCACAACUCCUCCUCUAUUUGACUUCCUUACUUUCCAUUUAUCACUUCCUUGCUGUAAUUAAAAUCCGACCCUCCCUUCCUAGCAGCUUUUUUCUUCUUUUUUUUUUUGGGUUGUUCUUCUUAUAUUUACUUACCGUCUCCUAUCUCUCGAAAACAGUUGGCGGAAGAGCAGCUCCUCUGUUUGUUUAGAUCUAUCCGAAUCGGCCCUCCCCCUUUUCUUUUGUCGGUGGGGGGUUGAUUAUUCCCUGUAUAGUGUGUCUGUGAACCCUAUUCUUAUUCUUUCUCUUCGCUCCACUGCUGUUCAAACGUUGGAUUAGGGUUUCGCUACUCUAGCUAGGGGGGGUUUCUUUUCGUUUCUAUUCUCCGCGCUCCCGUGGGUUCCUUCCGUUUGUUCUUCUCCGAUGGAGCCCCGUGUUGGCAAUAAGUUCCGGCUCGGUCGUAAGAUCGGCAGCGGGUCGUUCGGGGAGAUCUAUCUGGGCACGAAUAUUCAAACCAAUGAGGAGGUUGCAAUUAAGCUGGAGAGUGUGAAGACAAAGCAUCCUCAGCUGUUGUAUGAAUCCAAGUUAUACAGAAUCUUGCAGGGAGGAACUGGUAUUCCAAAUGUGAGGUGGUUUGGUGUUGAAGGAGACUACAAUGUUCUGGUGAUGGAUUUGCUUGGUCCUAGUCUUGAAGACCUAUUUAAUUUUUGCAGUCGGAAACUCUCUUUAAAGUCUGUUCUUAUGCUUGCAGAUCAGAUGAUCAAUCGAGUAGAAUUUGUUCACACUAAGUCCUUCUUACAUCGAGACAUCAAGCCAGACAAUUUUCUGAUGGGUCUUGGAAGACGGGCCAAUCAGGUAUACAUCAUUGAUUUUGGUUUGGCUAAGAAAUAUCGGGAUAGCUCAACUCAUCAGCACAUUCCAUACAGGGAAAACAAAAGUUUGACUGGCACUGCUAGAUAUGCAAGCAUGAAUACUCAUCUUGGGAUUGAGCAAAGCAGAAGGGAUGAUCUAGAGUCUCUUGGUUAUGUUCUUAUGUACUUCCUGAGAGGAAGCCUUCCUUGGCAGGGACUAAAAGCAGGAACGAAGAAACAGAAGUAUGAGAAAAUUAGUGAAAAGAAGGUUUCUACUUCAAUUGAGGCCUUGUGUCGGGGAUAUCCAAGUGAAUUUGCUUCGUACUUUCAUUACUGUCGUUCAUUACGGUUCGACGAUAAGCCAGAUUAUGCAUACUUGAAAAGAAUAUUCCGUGAUCUCUUCAUUCGUGAAGGCUUCCAGUUUGAUUAUGUCUUUGACUGGACAAUAUUGAAGUAUCAGCAAUCCCAGCUGGCUAAUCCUCCUGCUCGUGGCCUUGCUCCGGGUGUUGGAACUAGUUCUGGAAUGCCUCCUAUUGCCAAUGUGGAUAGACAGACAGCUGAAGAGGCACGUCCUGCUGCUGGGCAGUCCAUGGACCCCGCUCGACGGAGAUUCUCUGGACCAAUAUUGAACUCUGGAAGUUAUACAAAUAAUAAGCAAAAGAGUCCGGUUGGAAAUGAUGCUCCUAAGGAUCCCAUUUUACCAAGCUCCAACUUCUUGGGUCGAUCGUCGAGGCGUGCUGCAGCAGCUGUUUCGAGCAGCCAUGGCGAUAUGUUUGCCGCUGGAAGAAGCGAGUCUGGUGGAGGUGCUGGUCUGGUGAAAGUUUCGAGUGGUCAAAGAAGCCCCCCUCCUGUUGGUUCGUCGGGGGACCCUGCCAGGCGUACAUCAUCCUCUGCUAGAAAUACAACGCAGAUAAAGACUACAUUUGAAUCCGCCCUGAAGGGAAUCGAGGGUCUGACUGUUGACAGUGAUGACAAAGUUCCAUAUUAAGAGAGAUUCUCUCUAUAUCUUCUGCAAGCAGGCUGAGGCAGGCAGCUGAUAAGCAUGAACUAAAAAUUUGUUUGUAAAGCAGGAGGAUCUCCAAUGAUGUGUGCUGUUAUUGCUCAGCUGGGUAGACUAGUUUGGUACAAGGGUGUGAUGAGUUUGUUGUUGAAGGUGGAAAAAGAGUGUAAGGCCGGAUUUUAUUUCCGGUUUGAACACCCGGGAAGUGCACAUACAUGAAAAUAGAGAGGCAAAGCUUCUGGGGAUUGAAUUGUUGCUCUCUGCAACAGAUGCUGUGUGUAAGCCAUUUUAGUUCCAACUAUGAAUUUGCGCCCGUUUAAACCAUCCCAGGUUGAUCAUAUAAUUUGCCAUGGUCAUCUUAAGCUUUAAAUCUUCUCAUAUCGUUGUAAUUCCACCGCGUAAGAUUUCGUUUAUCCUGCAUUUGCUUUUCAGUUCACACGACCAUAUCCUUGGUAUCUCGAUUAUUGGCGUGAGCCAGGUUGCACAUUGACAGGUUUUCGGCAUCACCAAUUCAUCAAUGUAGUGAAUUUGCUUGUUCUUUGGUAUUUGCUACUGCUCACUUCUCAUAAUCAGAUUCUAAGAUCUUCUAAGCUCUCUUCUGCACUUUUUUCCACUGUGGCGGCAAAUGAGAAAUUUGGGGAAUAUGAAUUGUUAAGAAUGGUAUGUAUAGUCCAAACUGUAAUUCACAAAACCAAAAGGGGGACGCAGCUCCGUCACUAAUUUGUGUUCGUAGCUCACUCGACCUUUCUUCCAACUUCUCAACGAGUCUCAACUAUAAUUUUGUGAAUCUUGUUCACUUCUUCAUUCAUAAACCACACUUUGUCGCAGAAUAGACAUUUUGAUGUUAAUAUUUAUGAUGUUGGUGCAAGUUGGUAUAAACAAUUGCCCCAAGA
Messenger RNA from Linum trigynum, 4099 nucleotides. NCBI's taxonomy places the organism in Eukaryota, Viridiplantae, Streptophyta, Magnoliopsida, Malpighiales, Linaceae. The record is from the annotation of a GenBank genome assembly.